AGUUUAAAUGAAGACGAGGAACUGGUAAUUACUGUCAUUUGAUUAAGGGAAACAACAAAAAAGGAACCCGGAAAGAAAACAUCUUCACAAGGCUAUGAUGUCAGUAUUUUGAUUUCAACAUAAUAAAGGGUCGCCAAAAAGGAAAAGAUUUACUGAUCAAGACUGCAAAGACAUAUUAAUUAGAUUUUUCUCGAGAUGGUGGCAAAAAAGCAACAAAAGGUUUUUGUGACAAUAAUAAUGUUUGGUACGUGGAAUUUUGCAUAUAUAGCUUGUCAGGCAGAUUUCGAAUAUAACGAAAACUCUAUCGCACAUUCAUUUCGGGAUGAAGACAGAACGCAAGUGGACAAACGCUCCUUUGAUAGACUAGCAUCAGGACUUAUUGGUAAACGACGGGUGGACUCAGUCGGAAGUAGUUUGGUUGGAAAACGCCGUCUGGACUCAAUUGCAAGUGGCUUAGUAGGCAAACGGCAUCUGGACUCUAUAGCAAGUGGUCUUGUGGGCAAACGGCGCCUGGACUCGAUUGCUAGUGGAUUAGUCGGUAAGCGGCACCUAGAUUCGAUUGCGAGUGGACUCGUCGGAAAGCGUCGUUUAGAUACCAUUGCAAGUGGUCUUGUUGGAAAAAGACGACUUGAUUCCAUAGCAAGUGGUCUUAUUGGAAAACGCCAUCUUGAUUCCAUUGCAAGUGGGUUAGUUGGAAAGCGUCAAUUGGGAACACAUGUCAGUAGUCUUGCUGCCCAGAAACGCAUGCUUGACUCACUUGCAAGCGGUUUGGUUGGAAAGCGUAUGAUGGAUUCUUUGGCUAGCGGGCUCGUGGGGAAAAGAACCAUGGAUUCUCUAGCAAGUGGUUUGGUGGGAAAACGGGUGAUGGAUUCUCUUGCUAGUGGAUUGGUUGGGAAAAGAAGACUGGAUACUCUUGCAAGUGGAUUGGUUGGAAAACGGGUGAUGGAUUCUCUUGCAAGUGGAUUGGUUGGGAAAUGAUAGAUUUUAUUGAAUUGCCUGAUAGAGGUGCAGCAAGGUUGUGAAAAGAGAGUUAGCAUUGUGAGACAUUGAUUUCUAAUCUAAAUAUCUUCAGAAAUAUGCUAUUUGUAAUUAAAAUAUAUUAAUAACUUUGAUUUAAAAAAAUUAUGGAAUCUUUUGAUAAAGUUAUUGAACUAUCCAUUCUCGAAAAUGAAUCCUAUAUUAAUUUUGCGUUUGCUCUAUCGAAAAGCAUUGUAAAUUAAUUUCUUUGAUAAUUUUGUGAUUUUACGCUGUACUUAA
Saccostrea echinata is the source of this 1257-nucleotide messenger RNA. RefSeq names its product buccalin-like. The record is from RefSeq and is a predicted model, not a curated record. Bases 196 to 978 code for a protein of 260 amino acids. NCBI's taxonomy places the organism in Eukaryota, Metazoa, Mollusca, Bivalvia, Ostreida, Ostreidae. The transcript has 3 exons.